Molecule: messenger RNA, 597 nt
Organism: Staurois parvus
Lineage: Eukaryota; Metazoa; Chordata; Amphibia; Anura; Ranidae
Source: the annotation of a GenBank genome assembly
AUGUUGCUUGUUUUUUUUAUAUAUCCACAUAAAAUCCUAAUCUAUUGGUAUUUAAUUGUUUCAGUUGUUGGAGAGUUUGGCAGAAUUGCUAUUGAAUUUUUACGGAAAGGUUCCAAUCCAAAAGUGUAUGAAGGUGCUGCACGAAAGUUAGAGGUCAGUAGUAGCACCAUUCAGCAGGCUGUAGAGGGGCUCACUUACCUUCUCACAGAGAGCUCCAAACUUAUGGUUUCAGAAAUUGAUUUUCAAGAUUCUGUGCUUGUCCUGGGAUUCCCAGAAGAAUUGAAUAAAGUUCUCCUCCAACUAUAUCUAGAUAACAGGAAAGAGAUCCGCCAAAUUCUGAGUGAACUGGAACCAGAUUUACCACAUUACCACAACCUGGAGUGGCGACUGGAUGUUCAGCUUGGCAGCAGAAGUCUAAGGCAUCAAGUAAAACCCACCAUGACAAUGAAACUUCACUUGAAGCAGAACGACAAUGUCAACACCAGUGUAUUACAGACCGACCCCGCAACACUAAUCCAUAUCAUCCAGGAACUGGAGCAAGCUCUCGCAGAGAUGAAGACAAACCACUGUCGCAGAAUUGUGCGCAAUAUUAAAUAA